This is a messenger RNA of Diospyros lotus (date-plum), 2513 nucleotides long. Its product is annotated as subtilisin-like protease SBT4.14. Gene Ontology annotation, biological process: proteolysis. The transcript is spliced from 11 exons. The record is from RefSeq and is a predicted model, not a curated record. Gene Ontology annotation, molecular function: serine-type endopeptidase activity. The coding region runs from base 29 to 2347 and encodes 772 amino acids. NCBI's taxonomy places the organism in Eukaryota, Viridiplantae, Streptophyta, Magnoliopsida, Ericales, Ebenaceae.
AAAUCCAUUCAAUACUAGUGCUACAAGCAUGUCGAGAGAGCGAGCAGUUCAGUACUCUCUUCUAGCGUUUUCCUAUAUUCUCCUUGUGAUCUUCAUGGGUGUUCUGUCUGUAAAUGGAGAAGAGAAACAGAAGAAGGACUUCUAUAUUGCUUUCUUGAGAGAUCAACCAGUUGAUGAACAAUCUGUGCUUCAGUCUCAUAUUGAUGUCCUCUCAACUCUCAAAGGCAGUCAUAUCGAAGGUAAGGAGUCCCUUGUCUAUAGCUACAGUAAAAGCUUCAACGCGUUUGCUGCUAAGUUAUAUGAAGAAGAAGCCAACGAGUUAUCCAGAAUGCAAGAAGUUCUUUCUGUUUUCCGAAAUCGGUAUCAUAAGCUGCAUACUACAAAAUCCUGGGAUUUUGUUGGGUUGCCUCAGACAGCAAGAAGAAACCUGAAAGUGGAGAGCAGCAUAAUUGUGGGUGUUUUUGACACAGGGAUUACUCCAGAGUCAGAAAGCUUUGCCGACAAAGGGUUUGGACCUCCACCUGCUAAAUGGAAAGGGACUUGUGGCCACUUUGCUAAUUUUUCAGGCUGCAACAACAAGCUCAUAGGAGCAAGAUACUUCAAGCUGGACGGCGAGUCAGACCCAAGGGACAUAUUGUCACCACUAGAUAUGGUCGGUCAUGGAACCCACACUUCAUCAACCGUGGCCGGAAGCCUAGUCGAAGAUGCCAGUCUCUUCGGCCUUGCCAGAGGCACUGCUCGGGGCGCCGUGCCGUCGGCCAGGGUGGCUAUGUACAAGGUGUGUUGGUACGGUUCUGGCUGCGCCGACAUGGACCUUCUCGCCGGCUUCGACGCCGCCAUCCACGACGGCGUCGACCUCAUCUCCCUCUCCAUCGGUGGUUUGACGGGUGGUUAUGUGAAGGAUUCCAUAUCCGUGGGAGCAUUUCAUGCUAUGAAGAAUGGGAUCGUUACCGUUGCUUCUGCCGGAAAUGAUGGAACCCCCGGUUCUGUCACCAACCAUGCGCCGUGGAUCUUCACUGUGGCAGCCAGCGGCAUUGAUCGCCAGUUUAGGAGCGACGUUCUGUUGGGAAAUGGCAAAACCGUCUCAGGACUUGGGGUGAACGUAUUUGACUCGAGGCAAAAAUUGUAUCCCCUCGUUAGUGGAAGCGGUGUGGCCAAAACUGCCACCAGUAUUGACGAUGCAAGGUACUGCCAUGAACAAGCAAUGGAUGGGCGGAAGGUGAUGGGGAAACUCAUCUUCUGUGAGCUAAGAGCACAAGAAUGGGGAGUUGAUUCUGUGGUAAAAGGUAUGGGAGGGGUUGGAUCCAUCAUUAAGAGUGAUGAAUAUCUCGAUGUUGCCCAAAUAUUCAUGGCUCCAGCCACCAUUUUAAACUCCUCCAUUGCCGAUACUACUGUUGCUAAAUACAUCAACUCCACAAGAUCGCCAUCAGCAGUGAUAUACAAAUCUCACGAAGUGAAAAUCCCAGCUCCAGUCGUUGCUUCAUUUUCAUCUCGGGGUCCAAAUCCAGGGUCAAGAAAUGUGCUCAAGCCUGAUAUUGCUGCACCAGGCGUAGACAUUUUAGCAUCAUACACACCAUUGAAGUCAUUAACUGGGCUGAAAGGUGACACCCUCUUCUCAAAAUUUACUCUCAUGUCAGGCACUUCCAUGUCUUGUCCACACGUCUCCGGUGCAGUUGCCUAUGUCAAGUCUUUCCACCCUACUUGGUCCCCGGCGAUGAUCAAAUCUGCCAUCAUGACCACCGCAAAACCAAUGAGCCGAAGACUGAACAAGGAGGCUGAGUUCGGCUAUGGCGUCGGCCAACUGAAUCCAAGCAAAGCAGUGAGCCCUGGCCUAGUCUAUGACAUGGAUGUGAUGUCUUACGUUCAGUUCCUAUGCCACGAGCAAUACAAGGGAUCGGAUAUUGCAGCUUUAGUGGGCUCGAAAUCCAUCAACUGCUCAGCUCUGCUUCCUGGAGCGAGCAGCGACGCUCUCAACUACCCCACCAUGCAGUUGAGUCUGAUCAGAAGCGAUCAUCAAAAGCCAACCACUGCCAUAUUUAGAAGGACAGUUACGAAUGUAGGGCCCCCUAGAUCCACGUACAAUGCCACCAUUAGGGCUCCCAAAGGAGUGGAGAUUACGGUGAAGCCAAUGAGCCUGUCUUUCUCCCGGGCCUUGGAGAAGAGGAGUUUCGAGGUUCUGGUGAAGGCGAAGCCGUCAGCUAUGGUAAUUAGCAGCUCGAAACCGCCCGUAUUAUCAGGGUUGCUAAUAUGGAGAAGCUCUGGUCACCUUGUUGUCAGGAGCCCCAUUGCUGUUUAUUAUCCCACAGAUGAUGAUCGGAUAAUAGCUGGCCUAGCAGCUAUUAAUUAAUUAACCAGCUUGGAACUCAUUAAUUUGGAUGCAUAUAUAUCCAAUUUUUAAAUAAGCAAAUUGUCCAAAAGUACGACUAAUGAUGAUGAUUAUUACUAAAUGUAACCGCAUCAAAACCAAAAAUAAAUUCAUUAUUAUAAGGUAAUACAUAUUAAUUAUUGGUUGA